CGUAGACAAAUAGCUAUUGUUCCUAAACGCGAGGUGUAUCUCUUGUCUUCCGAAGUUACGUGAAAAGAAACAUAUGAAUGGAGAAACAAUCAGUAUAUUUUUAAGUUAGACCCACUGCAAUACAAUAUUCUAAUCGACCAAAAAAAAUCGACAAGCGUUGAAAAUGAACGACGAUCUAUCGCGAGAUGUGGCCGAGAAUGUUGCAGCGAGCACAGUUGAACAUCACGUCAUGGACAUUUUGAAUCCCAGGUUGCAUCAUCACGAUUUGUUACAAAGUUACGUGCGAACACGCAUGGAAAUUGGCUCCGAUUCGAAACAGGACGUCGAAGAAUUCGAGGACUCGAACAAGGAGACGCAUUCGAGCAAGACAAACGGCAGUGACAAUCGUAAGGACAAUUUUCGCUACGACGGAAGAAAAAAGAAGAAUAAUGACAAGAUCGAAAGGGAGAGGUCUGAUAUCGCCAGCGUCGAAUCGGAGAUGAGGCUUCAGAAGUCGAGGAAAACAUGACGCCAAUGUGACGG
Molecule: messenger RNA, 522 nt
Organism: Camponotus floridanus (Florida carpenter ant)
Lineage: Eukaryota; Metazoa; Arthropoda; Insecta; Hymenoptera; Formicidae
Exons: 1
Coding region: 164-508 (114 amino acids)
Source: RefSeq, a predicted model, not a curated record